UGGCUGCUGCUCUUUGGGAAUAAUCCAGGCUGGAGAAGAUGGGGCCUCACCGUCUGACGUCCUCUCCCCAGGACACAGUGACCUUCCCUGACGUGGCUGUGAACUUCUCCCCUGCGGAAUGGUUGUUCCUGAACACCUCUCAGAGGAAGCUCUACAGAGAUGUGAUGCUCGAGACUUAUGAGCACCUGCAGGCAGUAGGGUCUUGCAGGGUGAAGCCUUUGCUGAUCUCCUGGUUGGAAAAAGGAACCAUGCAGAGGCUGCCAAGAGGAAUGUUGGAAGAACCGAAGCCAGACAUCUAUCCAUGUCCCUUCUGCUCUCUCAUCUUCUCCAGUCAGCACUUCCUCGGUCGCCACAUGAAACAUAGUCAUUCCUCUCGGAUCCUCCCAGGAAUAUCUGCAAGAAAACACGCUCAAUCAGAAAAUUCCUCUCCAUGUGACCAGAACCAGUGGCAUCAAUAUUCUGAUCCAUAUAAUGAUAAGCCAAAGAAUGAUCUACUUGAAAGUCAAAAGCACACAGAAAGCUCCAUACCUUUGUCUAUGAUGAGGCUUAAGAGAGAUUUAACAGCCUUUUCUAAACGAGUUUGCAGUGAAAUAAUGAGCUCUAAUAACCAGGUGGCACUGGAAGAAGAAACUAAUCCAAGCCAGAAAGUAAAUCCAAAUGACACAGCUAGUUUAGUUCCAGGGAUAGGAAUGCCAAGAAUUUUAAGAGACAGGCAUGUAAGACCUGCACAAGGCUUCACAGAUAGAUCAAAUCUCAUUUCACACCAAAGGACACACAGAGAGGAGAAGACUUAUGUUUGCAGGGAAUGUGGACGAGACUUCAAUGUGAAGGCAAAUCUCAUGAGACACCAGAGGAUACACACAGGGGAGAAGCCCCACGUUUGCAGAGAGUGUGGGAGAGGCUUCAGUGAUAUGUCAAGUCUCAUCCGACACAAGAGGAUACACACAGGAGAGAAGCCUUAUGUUUGCAGGGAGUGUAGGCGAAGCUUCAGUGAUUUGUCAAGUUUAAUCAAACACCAGAGGACACACACAGGGGAGAAGCCUCAUGUUUGUAGAGAGUGUGGGCGAGGCUUCAGUCAAACAUCACAUCUCAUCCAACACCAGAGGACACACACCAGGGAGAAGCCUUAUGUUUGCAGGGAUUGUGGGAGAGGCUUCAGUGUGGGAUCAUCUCUCAUCUUACACCAGAGGACACAUACAGGGGAAAAGCCCUAUGUUUGCAAAGAGUGUGGGCGAGGCUUCAGUAGUUCGUCAGGUCUCUUCAGCCACGAGAGGACACACACAGGGGAGAAACCACAGACUUGCAGGGAGUGUGGGAAAGGCUUCAGGAAUAUAUCAGAUCUCCUCAAACACAAGCGGAUACACACAGGGGAGAAGCCCUACGUUUGCAAAGAGUGUGGGCGAGGCUUCAGUAUAAGUUCAACUCUCAUCGUACACCAGAGGACACACACAGGGGAGAAGCCCUAUGUUUGCAGGGAGUGUAUGCGAGGCUUUAGUGAUUCGUCAAGUUUAAUCAAACACAAGAGAACACACACAGGGGAGAAACCCUAUGUUUGCAAUGACUGUGGGAAAGGGUUCAUUGACCAUUCAUCUCUCAAUAAACACAAGAGGACACACACAGGGGAGAAGCCCUAUGUUUGUAGGGAAUGUGAGCGAGGUUUCAGUGUAAGUGGAAAUCUCCUCAAACACCUGAAGACACAAGAGAAGCCUCACAGAUGCAGGGAGUAUGGCCAAGGCUUCGGCGAUAUGUCAAGACUCAUCAAACACAAGUGGACACGCACGUAGGUAAGAAGCCCGUGUUUGCAGAGUUUGUGUGUGAGGCU
Suncus etruscus (white-toothed pygmy shrew) is the source of this 1822-nucleotide messenger RNA. Its product is annotated as histone-lysine N-methyltransferase PRDM9-like. Gene Ontology annotation, cellular component: nucleus. NCBI's taxonomy places the organism in Eukaryota, Metazoa, Chordata, Mammalia, Eulipotyphla, Soricidae. The record is from RefSeq and is a predicted model, not a curated record. Gene Ontology annotation, biological process: regulation of transcription by RNA polymerase II. Gene Ontology annotation, molecular function: DNA-binding transcription factor activity, RNA polymerase II-specific; zinc ion binding; RNA polymerase II cis-regulatory region sequence-specific DNA binding.